AUGGCCUUACAAGUAGAAUUUUAUCUCUACAUUUUGUUAUUUGCUGUUACUUUCGACAUCCACGCCCUGAAUUUCUCUUCCCGUUUCUGGCAGCGUCGCUAUUGUGAGAUCUUAUUCUCCACGUUGUUGGUGGCCGUCAUGGGGCAGUUUAAUCAGGGCGGCUUCUUCAACUCCCCCCAGCGGCGCCAGACGCAGCCCGGCCGUCGCAACGUCUUCCUUCGUUUCGACGACGAUGACUUCGAUGAUUUCUUCGAUGACGACGACGACGAUUCCCUGGAAGACCUUUACGAAGACCUCUACGAUGAUGAUGCCCACGACCGCGCCCAGGCCCGCGCUGCCCUCACCCGCCUCAGGGCAUCCGGCGCCAUCACCGGCAACAGCUUCAGGAACAACAGGGGCUUCAGAAACAACAAUGCUUUCAGAACAUCAGGCUUCAACAACAACGGCUUCAGAACAUCAGGCUUCAACAACAACGGUUUCUCCAAUAGAUUCCCCUCCAAUUCCCGCUCCACUGGAUUCAACUCUAACAGCAGAUUCGGCACUAACAACCGCGUGAGCAGCUUCAACAACAACAACAACAACAACAACCGGUUCGCAUCAAACCCAAUUCGAACCAGCAGCUUCAACACCAACCGUGCCAACCGUUUCCCCACCAACACCAACAGCCACUUCGGAGGCUCCAGUGGCUUCGGGCGGCCCCUCUCCUCCUCCAACCCAUUCACCACCAAGAGGAGCAGCGGGUCCUCCUUCUCCAGCAGCGAGUCCCUCAACGCCAUCCCCGGCAGCAGCGACAUCAAGAGCACCUCGUCCUCGCCGUUCAAGUCCUUCAACUCGAACAUCAACCGACUUGGAGGCAACGGCUACUUCUUCUCCAUGAAGACCCACGGCGCCGAGCCCGUCACCUACUUCAUUCGCUACGACGACUAG
This is a messenger RNA of Penaeus monodon (black tiger shrimp), 927 nucleotides long. RefSeq lists its product as uncharacterized. The transcript is spliced from 4 exons. Bases 1 to 927 code for a protein of 308 amino acids. The record is from RefSeq and is a predicted model, not a curated record. NCBI's taxonomy places the organism in Eukaryota, Metazoa, Arthropoda, Malacostraca, Decapoda, Penaeidae.